Messenger RNA from Asparagus officinalis (garden asparagus), 1494 nucleotides. RefSeq names its product DNA ligase 1-like. NCBI's taxonomy places the organism in Eukaryota, Viridiplantae, Streptophyta, Magnoliopsida, Asparagales, Asparagaceae. The coding region runs from base 110 to 1321 and encodes 403 amino acids. The record is from RefSeq and is a predicted model, not a curated record. The transcript is spliced from 2 exons.
UUAGAAAUAAAUUAACACGGCCCUCUCUCUCUCUCUCUCUCUCUCUCUCUCCGGCAAACUAAUCAAGGGGACUUGAAUUGGGGUGGUGGUGGAGGAGUUACAGUCGGCCAUGGCGGGUGAGAAGGAACGGGUGGGUGUGAAAGAGGAAUUCGAAGUGAAAAUCGAGAGGAGAGAGAAAGCGGACGGGGGGGUGAAAGAAGAGGAGGAAGAGAUCAAGGUGAGAUCUGCGGAGAAAAUCAAGUUGGAGAAAAAAGAGGAGGAGAAGAAGAAGAAGAAGAAGAAGGAUAAAGGUGGAGAAGAAAAGGAGAAGAGCAAGAAGGAGGAGGAGGACGAGGAGAAGGUGGAGCUAAAGAAAGAGCCGAAGGGCGGGGAAGAGGUGAAGAAGAAAGGCAAGGAAAAGGGUAAAGAUGCAGAGUCCAAAGACAAGAAGAGCAAGAAGAAGAAAGAGAAAGAUGAGGAGGGGGAGGGUGAUGAGACCAAGGCGAAAGAGAAGAAGAAGGACGAGGAGGAGGAGGAGAAAGACAAGGAAGGAGAAGUAGAGAGAGAGGAGGAAACAAGGAAGAACAAAGAUGAAAAAUCGAAGACGAAGAAGGACGAGGUCAAGGAGGGAGACAAGGAAAAGGAGCCCAAGGACAAGAGCAAGACCAAGAAGAAGAAGGAAGAGAGAGACGAGGAUGACGAGGCUGAGGACGAGGCCAAGGAGGAAGAGAAGAAAGAGAAAACGAAAGACAAAGAUGGUGAGAUUAAGGACAAGAGCAAGAAGAAGGACAAGGAUGAGAAGGAUGGAGGAGGGGAAGGGAAGGCUGAGAAAGAGGAGAAAGCGAAGAAGAGUAAAGAUGAAGAGAAGAAGAAGAAGAAGAAGGACAAGGAUGGAGAAAAGAAGGAAAAGGGAAAGGAAAAGAAAACCAAGGAUGAAGACUUGGAGGAAGAGGCCCAAGUUAAGAAAGAAGAAUGCAAGUCUAGAGAUCUCAAAGUAGAGGUUGGAGAAGAGUCGAAGGAUGAGAAAGAGAAGGGGGGGAAGAAGAAAGAGAAAGAUAAAGCGAAGAAGAAGGAGAAAAGCGAGGAGUCUAGGGACGAAGAAGCAGACGAGGAAGACGAUAAAAAGAAGGAAAAGGGCGAGAAGAAGAGGAAGAAGCAAGAUGGUAGGGAGAAGCCGCAAGAUGCUGCGAAGCUGAAGCAGAAGCUAGAAAAGAUCGACACACAGAUUGAAGCUUUACGGGCAAAGAAAGCAGAUAUCCUCAAGAUGAUGCAAGGAGCUGAAAAGGUUCAGGCAGCGGAGAGCACGAAAGAGGAGGCCAAUGCUGAGGGAGGUGCUCAGUAAAUAUGCACGCAGCUUGUGUGUUUGUGUUUUGGUGAAAGAAGUAGCUCUUUUCCCCCGUAAUCUGAUGUACAAGCAUAAGACCAUAUAAGCUGAGAAGUUCUGUAUCCUAAUAACACCGCUGUGUAGAAUAAUGACUAGGGUAAAGCAGCGUGUCUGUGUCCCUUUUUCCAGCU